CUUCCUCAGAGCUGGACAGAGGAACCAGAGGGAAAAUCCACCUUCCCAAGCACAGCCAUAACAUCCACUUCACUGACUACUUGUCAAGUUCAAUACCAACACAAAGGGGGCUCAGAAAACCAAGAAGGAAUGUCGAGUGAUGAUAAAAAUAAACCUAGUGAACCCAAGAAUGAACCCAAGCAGUGUGAUCCCAGGUGUGAACCAAGGUGUGAACCUAAAUGCCAGCCCAACUGUUUAAAGAAGCUGCUGCAACGGUGCUCUGAAAAGUGCCCACCCCCAAAGUGCCCACCACCAAAGUGUCCUCCGUGUGCCCCGUGCUCUCCAUCAUGCCCCCCACCUUGCCCUCCACCAUGCCCUCCACCGUCAUGUCCAGCUCCCUGCUCUCCCAAGUUGUGUCCCAAGCCCUGCCCUCCUAAAUGCCCACCGCCCUGCCCACCCCCAGAGUGAGGCGCCAAGGACAUGACCCAGCCCACCAUCUUCACCAUCUCCACCAUGUCCACCACUGUAGGGCUGAGAGCUUGAAGCCAUGAACUAAUAAGUAAACAUGUUCCUCUGCUGUGCA
Messenger RNA from Sus scrofa (pig), 562 nucleotides. RefSeq names its product late cornified envelope like proline rich 1 (gene LELP1). Lineage: Eukaryota; Metazoa; Chordata; Mammalia; Artiodactyla; Suidae. The record is from RefSeq and is a predicted model, not a curated record.